UCAUCCAGUCCACUAGAUGGCAGCACUUACAUCCUGUGGUCUUGACGGUUUACAUUAACGAAUAAACCGAACUGGUCUACUACUUCCUCAUCACGCUUUGCGACAUAAUUUACAGAUAAAAUUAAUACUUUCUAACAAACCGUAUUUUCUGACCAUUAGACAUGUCUGGAAUUCCGCCGGAUUCUUGGCAACCCCCCACAGUAUCGCUGGACACAACGAUGGGAACUAUCGUUCUAGAAUUGUACUGGAAUCAUGCGCCAAAAACCUGCAAGAAUUUCGCAGAGCUGGGCAGAAGAGGAUAUUACAACAACAACAAGUUCCACCGCAUCAUCAAAGACUUCAUGGUUCAAGGAGGCGAUCCAACAGGGACAGGUCGUGGUGGUGCAUCUAUAUAUGGCAAGCAGUUUGAAGAUGAAUUGCAUCCAGAGUUGAAAUUUACAGGUGCUGGAAUUCUCGCAAUGGCCAAUGCAGGGCCAGAUACAAACGGAAGCCAGUUCUUCCUCACGCUGGCUCCCACACAGUGGCUGGAUGGGAAACACACUAUAUUUGGACGGGUCUGCCAGGGCAUUGGAGUUCUUAAUCGCAUUGGCAUGGUUGAAACCAACAGUCAGGACCGCCCUAUAGAUGAUAUUAAAAUACUCAGAGUGAAUCUACCUAACUAAGACGUCUGCUUGCACAACGUUUUAUGCCUAAUUUUUUUGUACAGUCCUUUUAUUACAUUAAACUUUCAGAGUUUUCAUAAGA
Cyprinus carpio (common carp) is the source of this 744-nucleotide messenger RNA. It is a transcript of the gene ppil1, whose product is annotated as peptidyl-prolyl cis-trans isomerase-like 1. Gene Ontology annotation, cellular component: catalytic step 2 spliceosome. The record is from RefSeq and is a predicted model, not a curated record. Gene Ontology annotation, biological process: protein peptidyl-prolyl isomerization; protein folding. Lineage: Eukaryota; Metazoa; Chordata; Actinopteri; Cypriniformes; Cyprinidae. Gene Ontology annotation, molecular function: peptidyl-prolyl cis-trans isomerase activity.